Cucurbita pepo subsp. pepo (vegetable marrow) is the source of this 1952-nucleotide messenger RNA. RefSeq lists its product as uncharacterized. Gene Ontology annotation, molecular function: protein binding; protein-macromolecule adaptor activity. Gene Ontology annotation, biological process: proteasome-mediated ubiquitin-dependent protein catabolic process. Lineage: Eukaryota; Viridiplantae; Streptophyta; Magnoliopsida; Cucurbitales; Cucurbitaceae. The record is from RefSeq and is a predicted model, not a curated record. Gene Ontology annotation, cellular component: nucleus.
GCCAUUAGAACACAACCACUGGCGCCAAGUUGGGUCUCAAAUCUCUUCAGAUUCAAGCGAAACACCCAACUUCAACAUUUUUCAUUCUAGUUUUUCAUCCCCGGAGACUGAUUCAAGCUACUCAAUGGAGAUUUCAAGAUCACAAUCGUUCUUUCAAGAUCUCAGUUCCAGAGAGUUCAAUGGAUUCAGAGUUCGAAAGCGGCCGCGAUUUUCCGCUGAUAUUGCUCUUAGCUUCAAGGAAGUCGGAGCUUUAGCUGUUGAACACGACGGCGACCAGACGCCGCCAUUGGCCGUUUCGUUCUGCAAGACGUUGGAGAACUCGCACAUUUUUGCACUUUCGGACGAGGAUGGGUUCGUAAGCCUGUUCAAUACUUGCAGAAGAUUUUCAUUGUUUUCAUCUCACGAGGAAAAUUCAGAGAAGUCUAGGGUUUGUGAAUGGGAAGCCCAUCGCAAUGCUGUGUUUGAUGUUUGUUGGAUCAAGGACGACACUCAAAUGAUUACAGCCUCCGGGGAUCAAUCUAUGAAGUUAUGGGAUGUUCAGGAAAUGAAAUGCAUAGGAAUAUUGAGAGGGCACAAAGGAAGUGUGAAAUCUAUAUCAUCUCAUCCAACUAAUCAUGAUAUCAUUGUAUCUGGUUCAAGAGAUGGCUCAUUUGCUCACUGGGACUUGAGAACCAGUUCUUGUUGCAAAGUUGGAAGUGAGGAGCUGUGUCUGCAAGCAACUGCAGUAGUUAAAGGAGCUCAUCUUUCCUCUCAUGCAAAGCGCAUCAGGCGUCAAAAGUCUGCUUCGAAGAGCAUAACUUCUGUUCUUUAUCUAAAAGACGAACUCACCGUAGCCACAGCUGGUGCAGUGGAUAGCGUAGUGAAGUUCUGGGAUACAAGAAAUUUGAAAAAUGCAACCACUCAGUGCCAACCCAAAUCCAGCGAUAAGGAUACGAGAUUACAUGGUAUAUCUAGCCUAUCCCAAGACGCCAAUGGGGCAUUUCUUUCGACAUCUUGCAUGAAUAAUAGAAUAUAUUUGUACAAUGUACUUCAGCUGGAGAAGGGUCCUGUAAAAUCAUUUUCUGGAUGCCAAAUAGAUUCUUUCUUUGUAAAGUCUGUAAUCAGUCCUGAUGCUUCUUACCUUCUCAGUGGUUCUACCGAUGGAAAUGCCCAUGUUUGGCAGGUGGAUAAGCCUCAUGAAGAUCCCAUCACAUUAACAAAACAUAAUGGAGAAGUUUCGGCGGUGGAUUGGUCUUCGUUUGAAGUCGGGAAGUUUGUGACAUCUUCAGAUGAUUUCACGGUUCGAAUAUGGAAUUCUCAAAACAACAGUUGCAGCUCAAGCAAAAGGCCAACUUCAGGCAACCGAAAGAGAAUUAUGGCAAUGCCUACCAUAGAACAGGCCAAAGACUCUGAUACUUCAGAUUCUCCAUACUUCGACAGAGCUUGUGCUGCUCCCUCCAAUUCAAAUGCCAUGGACAUGGAGCAUAAAUUAGGCACUCCCGAAUCCAAGGUAAAAAGAGUUUUAUCAGCUGCUUUAAUUGAAAGCUUUGAGAAAACUCCUGAAGCCAAUUCGAAAAGCCCAUCUUCUGUUCUCAAUCCUCCUCCUUCCUCCAUGAAAAGAAAAACAAUCCGAGAUUACUUUCUAGUUGCUCCAUAAAGCAAGACUCACUAAGAGGAAGAGUACAUAUUUUUCCAAUUCAUUCUUCGAGCACUAGUUAUGGUGGUGGGUCCAAAUAGAAGCCUUUAGAACAAGAAACCUCCCCCAGUUUGCACUUGGAAGCUGAUGAUUUUCUUGUUAACUUUAUACCUUAGUUUUGGAAGUCAUGAGAUGAUGUGGUAUAUUUGAUGUGAUGGCUUGUAUUUGGGAUGUAUAGUGAGGGAAGCAGUUUUAUGUACAGAUUUAUGUGAAGUCUUAACUUGUAGAAUUUAUACGUUCGACAGUUUAAAGCAUUGGCGUCGAGAGUUAAUUAUUA